This is a messenger RNA of Silurus meridionalis, 1474 nucleotides long. RefSeq names its product claudin 33b (gene cldn33b). The transcript has a single exon. NCBI's taxonomy places the organism in Eukaryota, Metazoa, Chordata, Actinopteri, Siluriformes, Siluridae. The record is from RefSeq and is a predicted model, not a curated record. Gene Ontology annotation, biological process: cell adhesion; bicellular tight junction assembly. Gene Ontology annotation, cellular component: bicellular tight junction; plasma membrane. The coding region runs from base 259 to 924 and encodes 221 amino acids. Gene Ontology annotation, molecular function: structural molecule activity.
UUCUCUCUCUCUCUCUCUCGCUCUCUCUCACACCUUCUUCUCCUUCUCCUCCUUCUCCUCUUCCACCUCCUUCUUCUUGUGUUUUUACCACUCAAGUUUAGUUGAUGUCUGCAUAUUUGAGUGGAAACUGGUGAACUGUGAAGUAGCUGAACCUUCUUUCUAUCUGUAUUUAUCUCUCUUUUUGCGUAUUCUUUCUCUCGCUCUCUUUGUAAAGAGAACUCUAGAAGUUUUACGCAGACGUGCGCGUCAAGAAGUGCAAUGUCGAAUACUUGUUCCAGCAUUCUGGAGCUGCUGGGUUUGAUGGUGGAGGUGGGGGCCUGGCUCUGCUCGUUUGGGGCUACAGUCAUGCCCAGCUGGCUGAGCCUCAGCACUGAGUUGCUGAUCCUGGAGAGCUAUGAAGUGGGCCUGUGGGAGUCCUGUGUGGUGCAAGAAGCGGCGGGUACCGAGUGCCGUGCAUUCGAAACACUGCUCGGUCUGUCAGUCAACAUGACAAUGGCACGGAUCUGCAUGUGCAUAUCAGACGCUCUCGGACUCUUGGGCAUCCUGAUCGCUAUCCCAGGUCUGAGCCUAGUGAAAAGUUGUGGGGGGUCACAGGGAUGGCGGGUGAAACGUGGCAUGAAGAUCACUGCAGGUGUGAUGGUACUGAUAACUGGCAUCCUUGUACUAUAUCCCGUGUCUGUCAUCGCCCAUGACAUUGUUGUGAAGUUCCAUGACCACUCACUGCCACAUACUGUGCCUCGCUGGGAGUUUGGGGAUGCUUUAUUCAUCGGGUGGGCUGCAGGUUUUUUUCACAUCAUCGCUGCAGCAUUACUCUUCAUCUCCUGUUGUUUUUCGGAAGAGGAUGAUAUACACUUCGAGUACCAACUUGAGAAAAAGUUUCAGCCUGUGAACAGCUUGUCCAAAAAACGAGUGGAGUACGUCUAAAAAAAGCUAGGAAACAUUCAGAGUGUCUCUUAUAGGACAGGACAGGUGAACUUAUGAACUCAUAUAAUGUACACUGCUCUUUUUUUUCUUUGAUUACUGCAGUCCAAAAGGUAACUUGUAAGUUUUAAUCUGCUGAUCUGUCUUAACAUUUCUUUUGCAUGCACUCUUAUUAGAAAUAGUUUUUUAUCAUCAGCUGGUGUAAAUAAAUGCUCUUAAACUGCUUAAUCCUAUGUAUACAGUUUUGUUUUCCUAAAAAAAUAUGAUUUAAAUAUAUAUAUGUUUGUUGGAAAGAAAAUUUUGUGUUAUAUUUAGUAUGGCAUAUGGUUAUAUUUAGUAUCUUCUUCUUCUUUUGACCUAUAUUGUUUGAGUUUAUUUUUGUAGAUAUUAUCAUAUACUAAGAUUUCACACAUAAUAGCUGUUUACCUCUUCAUGUCACUUCCAAAUGUAGAUCUUUUUGUUAAGUUGUAACGUAACUGGGAGAAAAUAGCAGCAGACAUUUGUUCUUGAUCCAUAAUAACGCAAUAAACUAAAUAAAAAAGCAUCACUACAA